AAACCAUUGCGAAUUGGAGUGCCAAAUAGAGCAAGUUUUGUUGAAUUUGUUACAGAGUUGAAUGAUAGCCAUACAGUCCAAGGUUACUGUAUUGAUGUGUUCACUGAAGCACGGAAGUUAGUCCCCUAUGAUAUUCCUUACAGAUUUGAACCUUUUGGGGAUGGUCUUUCCAAUCCCAGUUAUGAUGAGCUUGUGAAGAUGGUUGCAGAAAACGUAUUUGAUGCAGCUGUUGGGGACAUUGCAAUUGUGAAAAACCGGACAUUGAUUGUAGACUUUUCUCAGCCCUAUGCUACCACCGGGCUAGUGAUAGUGGCACCAAUAGAUAAUUCAAAGUCAAAUGCUUGGGUGUUUCUUAAACCCUUUACAUGGGAGAUGUGGUGUGUCACUGCAGCUUUCUUUGUGAUGAUUGCAGUGGUUAUAUGGACUCUUGAGCAUCGAGUCAACAAAGAUUUUCGAGGUCCCCCUAAGAGGCAGCUCGUUACAAUGUUUCUGUUCAGCUUCUCAACACUUUUUAAGAAAAAUCAAGAAGAUACUGUGAGCCCACUUGGGCGAAUGGUGAUGGUGGUGUGGCUUUUUCUAUUGAUGGUGAUCACUUCAAGCUAUACUGCAAACUUGACUUCAAUCCUUACAGUUCAGCAGCUUUCAUCACCCAUCACUGGAAUUGAUAGUUUGAUUGCAAGCAAUUGGCCUAUAGGGUACCAAGUAGGGUCAUUUGCUUAUAGCUAUCUGACUGAAAGCCUGUACAUUCCUAGGUCAAGACUUGUUCAACUAGGCUCCCCAGAGGAGUAUGAAAAAGCACUGCGGCAAGGGCCGUAUGAUGGAGGGGUGGGAGCUAUCAUAGAUGAGCUUACUUAUAUUGAAUUAUUUCUUUCAAGGCAAACUGAUUUCGGAAUUAUUGGGCAAACAUUUACCAGGAGUGGAUGGGGAUUUGCUUUCCAAAGAGAUUCUCCCCUUGCUAUUGACAUGUCCACUGCAAUCUUGAAACUUUCUGAGAGUGGAGAGCUUCAGAAGAUCCAUGAGAAAUGGUUCUGUAAGAUGGGUUGUCCUAGUGAGAAGAAUCUGGAGUCUGAGCCUAACCAACUCCACUUGAUCAGCUUCUGGGGUCUAUAUCUACUAUGUGGCGUCUUCACUAUCUCUGCGCUUCUCAUCUUUCUGCUAAGGGUGGUUCUCCAAUUUGUCCGGUACAAAAAACGGCAAGCAGUUAUUCCCUCUACUUUAUCCUCCUCAAGCUCAUGGAGUUCUCGAUUUUCUGAGUCCAUAUACAACUUUGUUGACUUCAUUGAUGAGAAGGAAGAAGCUAUCAAAAGAAUGUUUAUUCAUGGUGGCAAUCCUCAAGGUCAGGCUACCUGAUCAAUACAUAGAUGUGAAAGAAUAAGCUUAGUUAUGUUAGUUCAACUGAGAAUUCGGAUAGUUAACAGAGAAUUUUUAUUUGAUUUUAUCAUUUAAGAUAUUACAAACAAAUUCAUAGAGCAUGUAUAUACAAUAUAUCACUUUCUUCCCUUAAUGCUUCAAUGAAAAUACUCUUCUUAUGGUAGCUAUGGGCAGCUUUGAA
Prunus dulcis (almond) is the source of this 1552-nucleotide messenger RNA. RefSeq names its product glutamate receptor 3.7-like. Gene Ontology annotation, cellular component: plasma membrane. The record is from RefSeq and is a predicted model, not a curated record. Lineage: Eukaryota; Viridiplantae; Streptophyta; Magnoliopsida; Rosales; Rosaceae. The annotation marks the transcript as partial. The transcript is spliced from 5 exons. Gene Ontology annotation, molecular function: glutamate-gated receptor activity.